Momordica charantia (bitter melon) is the source of this 1102-nucleotide messenger RNA. Its product is annotated as proteasome subunit alpha type-7. Gene Ontology annotation, biological process: ubiquitin-dependent protein catabolic process. Gene Ontology annotation, cellular component: proteasome core complex, alpha-subunit complex; proteasome core complex. Lineage: Eukaryota; Viridiplantae; Streptophyta; Magnoliopsida; Cucurbitales; Cucurbitaceae. The record is from RefSeq and is a predicted model, not a curated record.
AUUUCUCCAAAAGCGCAGCUACGAGCUAACAACUUGUUCUUCAAGUUCCAAAAUUUUCUUCAUUUCGCUCUGUAAACUCACACCGAAAGAGGGAGAUCAGAAGCAGAGUAAAGAGUGAAGGAAGAUGGCGAGGUACGAUAGGGCCAUUACAGUGUUCUCCCCGGACGGCCAUCUCUUUCAAGUAGAAUACGCUCUCGAGGCCGUCCGCAAGGGCAAUGCCGCCGUCGGCGUUCGCGGUUCCGACACCAUCGUUCUCGGCGUCGAGAAGAAAUCCACCCCCAAGCUCCAAGAUUCCAGAUCAGUUCGGAAGAUUGUGAAUCUUGAUGAUCAUAUUGCACUUGCUUGUGCUGGGCUCAAAGCAGAUGCACGAGUUCUGAUCAACAGGGCUCGUGUUGAGUGCCAAAGUCACAGGCUUACAGUUGAGGAUCCGGUGACCGUUGAGUACAUAACGCGGUACAUUGCAAGGCUUCAGCAGAAGUACACACAGAGUGGUGGAGUGAGGCCAUUUGGGCUUUCCACCUUGAUUAUUGGGUUUGAUCCCUACACUGGUGCUCCAUCCUUGUAUCAGACAGAUCCUUCUGGGACAUUUUCGUCUUGGAAAGCGAAUGCCACCGGGAGAAAUUCGAAUUCGAUAAGGGAAUUUCUAGAGAAGAACUAUAAGGAGACUUCAGGGCAAGAAACUGUGAAGCUUGCUAUCCGUGCAUUACUUGAGGUUGUUGAGAGUGGAGGAAAGAACAUAGAGGUUGCUGUGAUGACAAAGGAACAUGGUUUGAAACAAUUGGACGAGGCUGAAAUCGAUGCAAUUGUCGCUGAGAUUGAAUCGGAAAAAGCAGCUGCAGAGGCUGCGAAGAAGGCCCCGCCAAAAGAACCAUGAUCAUUUCUCUCCUCUUGUCCCUGCAUCUGUCUCAUUAAGUUUAAUCUUGUGAGAAUCUGAUAUAGUGAUAUGCUAUAUAUAACUUAUGGUUUUAGGGAAUGAGACGUGAAAGUUUUAUUUUCAUCAUCUUCUUCCAGGUCCUUUAGAAUUUCGAAAACAGAUACCAGCAAAACUAAGCCAAUGUGACACAUUUUCUCUCAAUUAGUUGCUUGGGAGCAUCUACAAUGA